UGACCCUGUUCUCAAUGACAGUCAAGCAGAAUGAGAAAAAGUAUAAGGACCAAAACGGCAGCCAUAUUAAAAGGUUUUGCUCGAUCGCGGGAUCGAACCGAGGAUCCCGUGGGUUGUAGCCUUAACCACUGGACCAAUCGAGCACAACCAAGGGAAAUCGAUGUUACUGCCGCCUGCCCGACCAUAGCACUCAGUCCAGUAUGAGUAGCCCAUAUCAAACCAGGGUAGUCCCUGCCUGCUUGAGAUGACUUGGUGGAUCCUGCUAAACUCUUCCGAUCCCACGGUUCCUUCCAAACUGGGGAUCUUCAAGAGGCGGUGCUCAUCAUGACUUCGCUCCGCCUCUGUUCGCGGAAUAAAUACCCUGGCCCUCUUCUCUCCCUGAAGCUUCUUCUUCCUUCUUAAUAACAGAUAGAUUCUCCUCUAUUCCUAUACCAUCAUGUAUCCCCAUCAGAACCGCCCUCCGUAUCCUCAAUUCACUGGCCCGCCGCAGGGCUACGGUCAACAACAGAACCCAUCACCAUUUCCUCCUCAAAACCAGCACCACAUGGCUUCUCCGCCUUAUCCGAACCAGCCUGGCUACCCUCCCUACGGCGCUCCACAUCCUAAUCAGCCUCCAUAUCCUCAUACUCCACAAGGUGCUCCUCCAGGUCGACCAGAGAUGUACCACGGGGGUCCACAAGGAUAUUCGCAAGGCUUGCCUCCUCCACAGGGCGCUCCUCAUGGGCCUCCACUAGGCAUGCCUCAUGGAUCGUUCGGUGCGGCACCUCCCUUGCCGCCACACCCUCAAUCUUAUCCCCCGCUUGCGUCCGUGCCAUCAUUGGGCUACGUUCGAGGUCAGCAAGCAAACGGGGACUUCCGACCCCAAGCCGAUCAGCUCCGUCGCGCAAUGAAAGGCUUCGGGACAGACGAGAAGACCCUGAUUCAGGUCCUCGCCAAGCUAGACCCUCUCCAAAUGGCCGCCGUACGAUCCACCUACACACACCACGUCCGUCGAGAUCUCUACAAGGAUGUCAAAGGCGAGACAAGCGGCUACUUUCGUCGGGGUCUCCUCGCUAUCAUUGAUGGCCCGUUGCAGUACGAUGUGGCCUGCGCCAGGGAAGCUGUCGAAGGCAUUGGGACGAAGGAAUGGCUUCUCAACGACAUCCUUCUAUCACGGUCUAAUGCUGAUAUGAACGCCAUAAAGGCCGCUUAUCACCAGACAUACCACCGCGCUCUCGAAAAGGACGUUGAAGGUGACUUGUCAUUCAAAACCCGGAACUUGUUUACCCUGGUACUUCGCGCCACUCGACACGAGGAAUCCGCCCCAUUAGACCCGCAACUCAUCGAAGCCGAAGCCAAGUCCCUUCACCAAGCAACGGCGGCGCGCAUGGUCAACAACGUUGAUGAAGUAUGUGGUAUCAUAGCCAGGGCCUCGGAUAACGAGCUCCGUGCCCUCAAUCAUGCAUUCUAUACCCGUUACAACAUUCAGUUGACCAAGCAUAUCGAGAAAGAGUUUUCCGGGCACAUGAAGGAUGCACUGCUGCAUAUGCUCGGGGCUGCAUUGGAUCCGGCCAUGCACGACGCUGAGCAGCUCGAAGACUGCAUGAAGGGAAUGGGAACCAAGGACGAGAAAUUGGUGACAAGAGUGGUCCGCCUGCACUGGGCACCUGGGCAUCUGGACCAGGUGAAACGGGCAUAUCGCCAUCGGUUCCAGAAAGACCUUAUCGAGCGGGUCAGGGGGGAGACCAGCGGUGAUUACCAGCGAUUGAUGGUUGCUUUAUUGCAGUAGCCGUACUUGCUAUCGCUUUCUUAAUGCUUACUCGACGAAAACAGCCAUGACUUACGACUGGGCAGGGUAUGGUAUGGUGCGGCUGGGUCUGUUUCUGCAUUAUCCUUAUGGGCGAUGAUAGACUGGGCUGGAUGGCUAUUUUUCAUUGCCUUUAUUUAGUUGACUGAAGAAUUGCGAUGAUUAUCAUCAACGCGGGUUAAUCCUAUCUAGCUAGUUCUUUCGAUCAAUGAGACCAUCAAGAUUGUUUCCAAUCUGUGAAUCUACCCUAUCA
Aspergillus piperis CBS 112811 is the source of this 2039-nucleotide messenger RNA. Its product is annotated as Annexin. Gene Ontology annotation, cellular component: cytoplasm. The transcript is spliced from 2 exons. Gene Ontology annotation, molecular function: calcium-dependent phospholipid binding; calcium ion binding. Lineage: Eukaryota; Fungi; Ascomycota; Eurotiomycetes; Eurotiales; Aspergillaceae. The record is from RefSeq and is a predicted model, not a curated record. The coding region runs from base 437 to 1768 and encodes 443 amino acids.